Molecule: messenger RNA, 1087 nt
Organism: Phyllotreta striolata
Lineage: Eukaryota; Metazoa; Arthropoda; Insecta; Coleoptera; Chrysomelidae
Source: the annotation of a GenBank genome assembly
AAAUAUUGUCAUUUUUGUCGGAUGGUAAUUAGUCGUAUUGUUAUUCUCGGAUGGGAUAAAAAUGAGCGCUAUCGCUACCGUCGCUGGUUUGGUCGCAGUAUCCACAGUGGCCGCUGUUGUAUUUGUUAUGUCCCUCGUGGAUGGACAAUCGACCGCAAAUUCCACUAAUUUGAGCGGGAUACAGAACAACAGUCAAAACGGUCAAUGGAUCGAUCCGGACGGGCCCAGCGUGCAAUUCGUUUUAUUUACCAGAAAAACCGGGCCGGUCAACAUGAAAAUCGGCAACGAAGCGGAAUUCAAAAAAUCCAGCUUCAAUCUCGAUCACCCCACCAAAAUUAUCAUACACGGAUUCACCAGCAGCACCCAGGAAGAGUUUUUUAUACGACUCAGAGACGCGUACAUUCAAGCCGGAGAUUUCAAUAUAAUCGGAUUAGAUUGGUCCGUUUUGUGCAAAUUCGAGUACCUGUCAGCGAUGACAGGUGUCAGAGAAGCAGGACAGUACUUAGCCGAUUUUAUAAAAUGGCUGAAAACUAUGGGAGUGCCGCUGGAUAAUAUUCAUCUCAUAGGGCACAGCAUGGGGGCGCACGUGGCAGGCGUUGGAGCUGGUAAGGUAAAGAACGGAAAAGUCGGCAGGAUUACAGGACUCGAUCCGGCCAAACCCGGCUAUCGGGAUAAUAGAUGGGAUAAUAAAUUAGACGCCGGUGACGCUAGACUUGUAGAAGGAGUACACACGUUUAUCAGAGUUUUAGGCCUUCCUGAGACUGUGGGUCACGUAGAUUUUUACCCCAACGGCGGGAUCGCUCAGCCCGGUUGCCCGGAAUUGAGCAAUAUUUGGAGUUUCGGGGAAAGUUUGUUUUGUCAUCACGGUAGAGCGUACGAAUACUUUGCGGAAUCGAUUAUAAAUCAAAAGGCUUUUAAAAGCGUCAAGUGCGGUUCAAUACAAGAGGCUGUUUAUUCGAAAUGUAAACAAGAAUCGGACGUUUACAUGGGACAGCCUGAAUCUUAUGGUGAAACUGGUAUUUAUUAUUUUAAAACGAGAAGCAAACCGCCGUACAGUUUGUAAAUAAACUCAAAUAUUAUAUCUUGC